UGUGUCAGUCUGAGUGCGGCUAACCAACGAAACGGGACGGGAGUCUUUUCUACUUUAGAACCUUUUUUUUUAACCUUUUUAAUCGGAUACUGGUAAUUAACACAAUAUGCUUUGUUUACAUGACGCAUUGAAUGCAUUGUUGUGUUAGAAGACGGAGGUGUAGCUGUCCUGUAUCUCUGUAAUUACAGCGGGUGUUUGGUGUCGUAACCUCGUAGCUGUCUCAGUGUUAGCAUCAGGCUAACGGAGGCCGCUCGGCUCGGCUAACGCUCAUUAUCUCCGGAUAAAAUAACAACAGCAGCGGGCCGUAUUUAUUUAGAAAAUACAUGCAUAUUAAUAGCCAUUUGUUGGCGACUCUAAAUCUCAAUAACAAGCCAACGGUGCUAUAUUGUGUUAACUUAAAUCGGGAUUGGCUAGCUAGCUGCUGUAGGUUUAGCCUCGGCAGGUGAAGCGCCUGGUGUCCGGUUACGAUAUCUGCUGUUUAAUAUUUCUAUUUCAACAGUAAACUGAUAGUCACUUGGGUUUUUAACUAUCUAGAAUUUUUCAUCAUCAUCAUCAUCAUUAUCACGAUAUAUAAAGAUUUGGUGACCUUCACGUUGAUUUACCACACGUCACAGAAACGUUGAUUCUGGUUGAAAAAAAGAAAAAUCCCAUUGAUUAACGUCACUCACAGUCUUCAGGUUUUUUUCCCUCCUCUUUAUAACGUACAAAUCUACUCAGAAAAACACUGCUUGUUUCACAGGUAAACCAAGUGGAUAAACUUAGAUUUUAAAUUUUCAUGUAGUGUCAUUAUUUCUGCAGCCUCCUGUAACUGUAGGAUGUAUGUUUUAUAUGUUAAGAUGCAAGAAGGAUUUGUGUCUCUUUGUAGUCAGUAUCCACAGAGGGCCUCCAUGGCGAGAAAAAUAGACCGACACCUCCUGUCUGGUCUUAUAAGUAUUGCACUUCUUUGUUCUGGAUCAAAUACUUGAACACAUAGAUCACCAUGGGUUGAUAAUAGAGUACAGCAGCAAUGGCUCUGUAAUGAUCAGAUCCCUCAGUUUUAGCUCUGAACAGGAUUUUGAGCCGUUGUCGAGAGCACGUCUUCCUCAGGUUCUGCUCAUUUGUCUCAUCAGGGUGUACGUCUGUGUGGAAAACUGCCCACUGUCUCAUUUGUAUUUGUGCACAAAUAUCUGUCCAUAUCUAACAACCCUCUUUCAGUUUCCCUUGGAGUGUUUUUGAUUGAUUUGUAGGUUUAAAACCAGCUCUUUGUGGGGGAUCCUUGGAUAUAGUUCGCCUGAAGAUUUUUGCCCCCCCUUCAACUUGGGUAAACAGCAGCCGAAAGCUUUACAAGCCUGAAUUUCCUCCCCACAUUUUUUUCUUCCGACUUCUUCCACCCACACGCCACCGAGUGUCCAACAUCCCCCCAUGCCACCGAGCCCAGAGAGGAAGCUGAAGAUCUUUGUCCAGCCCACCAGCCCACAUUUGUCCCCCCCUUUUUUGGCCACAUUUCUCUCCACUCUUAUUGGAUCUCACUCAAAGAAGAGUUUUUUUUCCUUUCCUGGCUGUUUCUGUCCCACUUUGUUUACGUCUCCCCAUUAGUUCCACCUAUUAAUAAAAAAUAAUAAAAAAAAAGAAAAAAAAAAUCCCCAAAGGACAUUGUUACGCCAAGCAGCAGUAAUGUUUAGCAGUCUGGCGGAGAUAAAGGUGUUUCGGAGGGUCUCAGAGAAGGGAUGUCGUAGGAAGACAAGUGUCUCUGGGCGACCCACCCCCCUUUCCCUCUUAUCUCAUGGAUCAAGUGUUCCUUCAGGACUCCACACUGCCACGGAGACUCCCUACCAGCAGUGCGCUCAGAAGGGAGACGUCUUCUCAGCCACCUCAGGGAGAGUCUUGUUGGUCCUGAAGAGAACGUCUUGCUGAGCUUAAAGGUCGUAAUCCCAUCACCUCCGCCGGUCAAGAAGAAGAUUACCAGCCUUAAUAUGACCAACCAUGGAGACGACUGCUACUUCUACUACUACUCCACCUGCACAAGAGGAGACAGCUGCCCGUUCAGACACUGUGAGGCGGCGAUGGGCAACGAGACCGUCUGCAACCUCUGGCAGGAGGGACGCUGCUUCCGCACCGUCUGCAAGUUUCGCCACACAGAAAUCAAGAAAAACAGGAAGGAGAUUCCAUGUUACUGGGAGAAUCAGCCGGCCGGCUGCCAGAAACCCCACUGUGCCUUCUACCACGAGAAACCGCGCUUCAUCAAUGGCAUCUACGUUGCACCCAGUAAAGGUAUAACCAAGAAUGAGGAGCAGCCAAAUGAAGAACCGGCUCCUCCUCCUCCCGCCCCUCUCCCCACUGCAACCAAUCCCCAGCUCAGAGGAGUCAUGAAGGCAGAGACCCAGGAGACUGUACCGAGCCCCACCCACCCGCCGGUGGUCAUCAACCCAGCAGAUGAUGAUGAGGAUGAAGAUGAUCAGUUUUCAGAGGAGGGAGAGGACGGCAAGGUCGGCCCAGAUGGAACCAGACUGACCUCUCCCAGAAAACUGCCAGGAGGACCCAAAGCAGAUGAUUCGCUGAACUUUGGGGUGAGCACCCUGGAGGAGAUCCGGCUGAGGAAAGCCCUGAAGGCGAGCAUGAAGAAAGCUGGUUACCCCAUUCAGAGCGCCGACACCGCCGCCAACGGAGAGAAGGAGAACAUGCGCUCGUUUGGUCGCCCGGCCCUCUACGAGUCUAGAGAUGGCCUGGUAGUCCUAGAAGAAACUGCAAGACCCAGAGGCAGCAUCGCUGAAAGGCUCGGAAAGAAAGUCUUCAACAACGAUGUCGGUGGAGACCCUGCGCUGAAACGAAGUCUGGCUGAGCGUCUUGGUAGAGUUGUAGAUGAGGAACAGCCGUUACUGGCCCCUCAGAAAGCUUUGAAGCCUGUGAGGGAAAGACUUGGUUUGGCAGCUGAGCCUGUGUCUUCUGCUCAACCAGCUGAGUCCAACACGGCAUCAAAGAACGCUCCAGAGCAGAUCCGCAUCAAAACACUGGAGGAAAUCAGACAGGAGAAGGCAGCAAAGUCUCAGCCUCACAGCCCACCAGGAAACCCUGCCGCCUCUGCUCCAGAAACCAGCAUCACUAAAGCUGUAUCCACUAAAGCCGCUAAAGGCAGCAAGAGAACCAUCACCGUCAAAGACAGCACUGUUGUCCACGUCAAGACCUUCUCAGAGAUCAUCCAUGCCAAGAAGAAAAAGCAGGAGGAGGAGGAGCACCAGAAGCAGGAGAAGGUCCCCAGCCCUAAGAAAGCCAAGCAGGACCCGGUGAAGACCCAGAGCCAGUCCGGCGCGGCUCCGACCAGCACGGAGGUGAGGGUGAAGACCCUGGAGGAGAUCCGCAGGGAGAAGGCAGCCAGGAUGGAGGCUCAGAAAGCCCUGGAGCCAGAAAACGAGAAGAGCGCUGACAAUGAAGAGCCCAAAACAAGGAAGCCCCGCCUACUGCGCAUCAGUAAACCAGCUGCCCUCGGCAGCAUCAGCACUCAGAAGACGGCUGAUGUGACAGAGAAGCCAGUUAAAGCUGCUGCUGCUGCUGCUGAGGCCAGUCCUGCUUCCAGUAACGGUGUGAAGGUCAAGACCUUUGAGGAGAUCAUGCGAGAGAAACGCCUUCGCAAGCAGGAGAUGGAGGAGCAGGCCUCCUCCACCAGCCAAUCUAAAGGCUCCGCUGAGGCAGAGCCUUGUCAGAAACAGGCGGUAGGUCCCGCCCUGAAGAGGAAGACUCCGGUCAGAGCCAGUCUCACACCUGCAGACUCCUCCUCACCUUCCUCUGAUUCCACCUCCACCCAGAAGCCCCCUGCUCGCAAACUGAUCUCCCUCAAACCCAAAGCCACCUCGCCGGUACACAGCACCACCGCGGUCACCACCACAGCUGCCGUCACAGCCGUGACCUCGGGGGCCGUGACACAGAGCUCCCCUCCCCGCCAGGCCGAGGCCGACUCCCUCUCUCAGAGCCCCAGCAGCAGCAGGGACUCUCCAGCGCCCUCACCAGUCAAGCAGGCCAGGGCGGCACCUACACAGGAACCCGUGCAGAAGAAAUCCCCGGGACAGACCACAGACACCAAAGUGAGGCCCAAACUGAACGUGAAGCCCUCAGUGAUGAAGCCGGCGGCGCAGGUGAAGCCGGGCCAGAAGAGGAAGGCCGCAGAGCGAUCGGCUGUGGCUGCCGUCAAACCUCUGAACAGCGCCUCCACAGGGCCAGAGGAGCCGCUGCAGGAGCCGGUGUGCAAACAGGGGAAGAUGUUCCCGUCCUCCAGUGCAGAGGCCCAGCUGAGCCCUGCUGUUCCCAGCAGCCCCGGCGCUGUGCUGGGCGCAGGCUCCAGCUCCAGCCCGCUGACCGAGGAGCUGCAGACGGUCCCUGUUUUCCAGAGUCCAGUUCAGACCAAACCCACCAUCAGCCCCGCUGCAGCCAGGGAGGCCUGCGCCGUGCCCCAGAGCUCUGCACCGAAGACCACGGCUCAGUCCAAGUCGCGGAGGUCCAGCGUGGCUUCGUCCCGAGUCGCCGCCGCCUCCAGCUCCGCCGUGGACGACUUCGAGGAGCUGAUGAACGAGUUCACCGACGACCACCUGGAGGCAGACGUGGACCCCGGCAUCGGAGAGGACGACCUGCUGCAGGAGCUGUCCGAGAUGAUUGACAGCUGAGAGAGCUCGUCUCGUCAUGGAGGCUUUCAUAGGGACAAAGGAUAAAGAAAAACACGUUUCAUUUUAAACUUUUGGUACUUAUUUCUGUACAUUUUAGUCAUCUUCUCUUGUGUAAGCAGUUUUUGAGGCAUGUUAUUUCAUAUGACGAAACAAGGAUUCUUUUUUUGUUUUUGUUUUCUUUUUAAAUGCUGUUUUAUUCUCCUACCUUGUUUCCAACAACAGCUGUGUGUAGAGCAUCCUCAGGAAAACUACUUGUCAGGAAUUUUGUGGAAGACAAAGUGAAGUGCACCGCUCACACUGACUCAAGUCGUGUUUCACUUGCAGAGAGAAGUCGUUUCUGUAUACUGUGUAUGCUAAAUAUGGAAUCAUGACUAAACAGGGCUCGCAAGCUUCAUACUGCUGCACUCUGCUAGCCUGACCCCUCGCCUGCCUCUCGUUCUUUUCAGAAAUGUGACUAAACCUGACUGGUGGAAACUAAAAAAACAGAUAAUGUCUAUGUUUGCUUAGUUCCCAGAUUGUGAAUAGACUGUUUUUUUGUUUUUUUUGUUGUUGUUGUUGAAUGAAUCUUGAGAAUCAACAAUAUUCCAAACAGAAAUGAGGAUGUUAGGGUUGUUUCCUCUUCAUCAGUUGCGUGUGGUUCAUUAUCUCACUAUUCAUGUUCUCACCCACAUCAUAAGGAGUGCAUCUGCUGCCUGGUUUGUUAUUUUUAUUUAUGGACUUAGUGUAUAUUUUUGUCAGAAAUUAGUUUUUUUUUUUUUUGUUUGUUUGUUUUUUAACCAUGCUUUUAUACAGCAGCCAUACUUUAAAUGACCGUGUAAGAAUCACAUCUGUCUGGGUUACUGUCGUGAGCACUCUGUCGUCUUUCUCUGUGAACGAACCACUCAGGGACCGCCGGGACGUUUUCUAUGAUCUCUAAUGUGAUGUUUUAUUUCAGCGAGUUGCUGUCGAGCUCUUUGCACCCUGCUGUUUCCUCGCGUGUGAGCGUCACGUUGCUCUCCUCAGUGUGGAAUGACAGAAGAUUAGCCUGUUGGUUAGUCUUCCUAUGUGUUUGCACCUGUUAUGAUCCAUUUCCAUGAGCUUACUGAUUAAAAAGUGACUUGUACAGGUUACUCUGUAAAUAAAAAAUACUUUUAAUGA
Myripristis murdjan (pinecone soldierfish) is the source of this 5768-nucleotide messenger RNA. RefSeq names its product zinc finger CCCH-type containing 11A (gene zc3h11a). The coding region runs from base 1953 to 4631 and encodes 892 amino acids. The transcript has 16 exons. The record is from RefSeq and is a predicted model, not a curated record. Gene Ontology annotation, molecular function: metal ion binding. NCBI's taxonomy places the organism in Eukaryota, Metazoa, Chordata, Actinopteri, Holocentriformes, Holocentridae. Gene Ontology annotation, biological process: poly(A)+ mRNA export from nucleus.